AUGUCUAAUGCAUUGCAAGUAAGUAAACAUGGCCGAAGCCUGCAAAGCGAAAAGGAGAACCCGAAGGCCCCAGACCGCGUCGAUACUUCAAGCACUCCCUCUUUACAGGCCCAAGAUACCGAGGCACUUCCCCAGCCGAAACUUCCUGGCAAUGAAACCCCGGAUGGUGGCGUUGCUGCCUGGGUCGUCGCCCUGGGUGCCUGGUGCACGUCGUUUUGCAGUUUCGGCUGGCUCAACAGUAUCGGGGUUUUCCAAGAGCAUUACCAAAACGAACUGCUUAAGGAGUACUCACCAAGCACUAUUUCAUGGAUUCCAUCACUGCAACUAUUUUUCAUGAUGGCCAUGGGGCCUGUGGUCGGCAAGGUGUAUGACCAUCAUGGCCCACGAGGGCUGCUCCUGAUUGGAAGCUUGUUGCAUGUCUUUGGCCUCAUGAUGACCAGCCUCGGCACAGAAUACUACCAGAUACUUCUUGCGCAGGGACUGUGCUCAGCUCUUGGUGUUUCGGCAAUAUUCCAACCAUCUGUCGCUAGUGUCGCGCAAUGGUUCAACCGAAAGCGUGGUACAGCCUAUGGAAUCAUAUACACAGGUUCUAGUCUCGGUGGCGUCGUCUUUCCGAUAAUGGUUUCGCAUCUCAUACAAGCGGUCAGCUUUGCUUGGGCUAUGCGCGUCUGUGGAUUCUUGGUACUCUUUCUCCUUAUCAUUGCCAACCUAACCGUACGCAACCGCUGCCCGCCGAAACCGCAGAAGGUUACGAUCGCCCAACUCAUCAAGCCCCUCACUGAGGUCAAAUUCGUUCUUGUCACACUUGGAUUCUUCCUUUUCAACUUUGGCCUCUAUGUUCCCAUCAACUAUGUCACCGUCAACGCUGUCAGCGUCGGGCUGGAUCUGAAUCUCGCACAAUACCUCAUUCCCAUUCUAAACGCGGCGUCUCUCUUCGGCCGCCUUGGCGCUGGCGUGUUGGGAGACAGAAUAGGGCAGUACAACGUGUUCAUUGUUGUCUGCUAUUUAUCCGGCAUUUGGAUCCUCGCCCUCUGGCUCCCAGACUCAAGCCAGGCUGCACUGAUCGCCUUUUCCGUUCUGUUCGGGUUCUUUUCCGGUGCCUACAUCUCAUUAACCAUGCCACUUAUCGUCCAAAUCUCGCUGAUGUGCGAGCUGGGAUUCCGCACGGGGAUUGCCUACUUUAUUUCUGGCAUUGCUGGGCUGACGACUAACCCUAUCAAUGGAGCUAUAUUGGACGGUGCAGGAGGAUGGACUGGUCUGAAGGUCUUUGCCGGAGUGUUUUGUCUUGUGGAUCCCCUCAUUCCAGAUCCAUUUCAUCACAAACGACUCGAGAUUGAAUACAUGGCGUUUCCACCACCUAUUCCUCCUCGGCCGCCCGGUUACGAAACGGGGCCAUCUCAACCAGGCCCUACGUAUCCUCCUCGUCCACCUCCUCAUCCAUCGCUGCAUUAUUUUCCACCUCCACCCCAGCAGCAAUACCCUCCACCUCUUAUCACACCACAACAGCAAUAUUAUCCACCUCCUGGUCCACCCCAGCAGUAUCAAUCCGGAUAUGUUCAAUCACCGCUUCCACCCCUCCAGCAACAGUAUGCUGGACCGCCUGGGUUUCCUCCGCCGUCUCAGCAACCAGCGCCUCCACCAGCGCCUUCUGGGUGGAACGAGCAUCUCUUCUACACAAACGGGCGCCCAACACCAGCCUUUGAAGCCAUAACGAGAGAAUUUUUCACGAGACUUGAUCCUCAGAGAACAGGAUAUAUUACUCCUGAAGUGCUCUCGAGUUUUCUCGACGCAUCUGGCUUCAAGGCAGAAGACAACGUUUGUACGAAGAAUAGCCGCAAGGCCAGUUUCAUGUACACGGCCGAGUACAUGGCCGACGGUCAGCUUAAAGCCAUCCUUGAGGGCUUCAACUUCGACCAUAAGGCAGUAGUGCGCAACCCUGCCAGCAAGCAGUUACCUUACGGCGGUAUGCAGCUGCUGAGCCUCGCCGGCUUCACAGACUUCCUAGCCCUUGAAUACGCUGCAGACCCGGACGAGUACCAUCCCGGACUGAACAAUGCGUGUCUAUGGUGUUUGGCCGGAGAAGGGUCCGGUUCCGCGAUACAUGAUGCCUGCCACUAA
This is a messenger RNA of Scedosporium apiospermum, 2118 nucleotides long. RefSeq lists its product as uncharacterized. The transcript is spliced from 6 exons. Gene Ontology annotation, cellular component: fungal-type vacuole membrane. The coding region runs from base 1 to 2118 and encodes 705 amino acids. The record is from RefSeq and is a predicted model, not a curated record. Gene Ontology annotation, biological process: transmembrane transport. Gene Ontology annotation, molecular function: transmembrane transporter activity. NCBI's taxonomy places the organism in Eukaryota, Fungi, Ascomycota, Sordariomycetes, Microascales, Microascaceae.